UCUCCCACCCCGCCCCUCCCUGCCCCGCCCCUCCCCUCAGGCCGCGGGGGCGUCACGUGACCCGGUCGGCGGCUCCCGGCGCGGUGGACGCUGGAGGCCAAGAUGGCGGCGGAGCUGGUGGAGGCGAAAAACAUGGUGAUGAGUUUCCGAGUCUCAGAUCUUCAGAUGUUGCUGGGUUUUGUUGGCAGGAGUAAAAGCGGACUUAAACAUGAACUAGUCACCCGAGCAUUGCAAUUGGUCCAAUUUGACUGCAGCCCUGAAGUCUUCAAGAAAAUCAAGGAGCUCUACGAGACUCGCUACGCCAAGAAGAGCUCGGAAGUGGCUCAGCCCCCGCCUCCCCCGCAGCACCGCUCCGCCGAGCCCCUCCCCAUCCAUUCCUCCUAUGACCGUGGGAGCACCGUUCCUCGGACUUCUAUCUCCACCACUAACAUUGACUAUCCUGCCCUCUACGGGAAAUACCUGAACGGACUGGGGAGGUUGCCUCCCAAAGUUGCUAAGCCUGAAGUUCGCCUGGUGAAGCUUCCCUUCUACACCACCCUGGAUGAGCUCUUGAAGCCGACAGAGUUAGUUCCACAGAAUAAUGAGAAGCUUCAGGAAAGUCCGUGCAUUUUUGCAUUAACACCAAAACAAGUGGAGUUGAUCAGAAAUUCCAGGGAGUUGCAACCCGGUGUGAAAUCAGUUCAGGUUGUGCUAAGAAUCUGCUACACAGACACCAGUUCUCCUCAGGAGGAUCAGUACCCUCCCAACAUCGCAGUGAAAGUGAACCACAGUUACUGCUCCGUGCCGGGCUAUUACCCAUCAAACAAACCUGGAGUGGAACCCAAAAGGCCCUGUCGUCCCAUCAACCUCACCCAUCUCAUGUACCUGUCUGCAACCACCAACCGCAUCACUGUCACCUGGGGGAACUACGGGAAGAGCUACUCCGUGGGGCUGUACUUGGUGCGGCAGAUGACCUCAGCAGAGCUGCUGCAGAGGUUGAAAACCAUCGGGAUCAAACAUCCAGAACUCUGCAAAGCACUCGUAAAAGAGAAGCUGCGUUUGGAUCCAGACAGUGAAAUUGCCACCACAGGUGUUCGUGUCUCUCUCAUUUGUCCGCUGGUAAAGAUGAGGCUGUCUGUCCCCUGCCGAGCAGAGACCUGUGCACACCUGCAGUGCUUUGAUGCUGUCUUCUACCUACAAAUGAAUGAGAAAAAGCCCACAUGGAUGUGUCCUGUCUGUGACAAACCAGCACCCUAUGACCAGCUAAUAAUUGAUGGGCUCCUGUCGAAGAUCCUGACAGAAUGUGAAGAUGCAGAUGAAAUUGAGUACCUGGUGGAUGGCUCCUGGUGUCCCAUCAGGGCUGAGAAAGAGCGAAGCUGCAGCCCUCAGUGUCCCAUCUUAGUUCUAGGUUCUUCAGAUGUGAAUGGGCUCUUGCCCACCCCUAAUGGUAACAGUGAGAACGGCAAAGCCACUGCUGAUGUGGUGGAUUUAACACUGGACAGCUCAUCAUCAGAGGAAGAGGAAGAGGAAGAUGAGGAAGAAGAUGAUGAUGAGGAGGGACCCCAACCAAAACGACGCUGCUCUUACGAGAAAGGUUUAGUUUCUGCCUGCUGACUGUGGAAGCAGCUCUGAGUCUCAGAAUGGACAGACUUGAAUACUCUGGUGCUUAUUAAACUGGAGGAGGGGGAGAAUGUCCUCUCUCACCUCAUCUCCCUUCCUCCUUGAUCUUUGACUUUCUUGUUCCAAAUUAAUCAUUAAAACGAGAGAAAAAGAAAAAACUAAAAAAAAAA
This is a messenger RNA of Calypte anna (Anna's hummingbird), 1769 nucleotides long. It is a transcript of the gene PIAS4, whose product is annotated as protein inhibitor of activated STAT 4. Gene Ontology annotation, molecular function: transcription coregulator activity; SUMO ligase activity; zinc ion binding. Lineage: Eukaryota; Metazoa; Chordata; Aves; Apodiformes; Trochilidae. The record is from RefSeq and is a predicted model, not a curated record. Gene Ontology annotation, biological process: regulation of transcription by RNA polymerase II; protein sumoylation. The coding region runs from base 103 to 1593 and encodes 496 amino acids. The transcript has 11 exons.